Exophiala oligosperma is the source of this 1791-nucleotide messenger RNA. RefSeq lists its product as uncharacterized. The transcript has a single exon. Gene Ontology annotation, molecular function: medium-chain fatty acid-CoA ligase activity. Gene Ontology annotation, biological process: fatty acid metabolic process. The coding region runs from base 1 to 1791 and encodes 596 amino acids. The record is from RefSeq and is a predicted model, not a curated record. Lineage: Eukaryota; Fungi; Ascomycota; Eurotiomycetes; Chaetothyriales; Herpotrichiellaceae.
AUGGCAUCUGAACGCAUCGAUAGGAAGAGUCUUCGAAGGCUGCGCUGCAUAGAGAAAGACAACGUAUCAAUUGUUCACGCUCCGUCCUCCGUCGGCCCUCUGUCACUGACAUUUGGCGACGCUAUCCGCAAACAAGCCAAAGAACGUCCGGAUGCACUCUUUAUACAAUCGCAUCACCAACAAAAGAGUCUAACUUACUCUCAAGCCAACGAUCGAAGUGACGACCUAGCUCGUGGACUCGCAGCGCAGGGAGUCAAGAAAGGAGACCGAGUGGCCAUAAUGGCCGGCAACGAGAUUGAGUAUAUUGAGGUGUUUCUGGCAUGCACGAAACUUGGAACCCCGUGUGCCCUCAUCAACUAUGCCUACAGCGAACAAGAACUGCAUUCGGUCCUGGCGUCGAUUAACGUGUCUGUCCUGAUAAUGGUCCCGGCAUUCGACCGCUACGACUACCGCCAAUGGAUUCCCCGAUUCAAGGAGAGAAUCCGUUGCUUACAGCAUAUCGUCUUGCUCCACGGGAGCCGCUCAGACAUGGAUCAUGGUCAUGCCAUGGACUACGAGUGGCUAGUUUCCUCGGGAGCACGACAUGAAAUGGAUUAUGAUCUCGAUCUCGAACGUGUUGCACAAACUCUCAGUGACCAAGAGGUCAUCAACCUCCAAUUCACCAGCGGUUCGACGGGGUUGCCCAAAGCAUCGGCACUUACACAUCGAGGCUUACUACACUGUGCCAAAAACAUUGGAGACACAAUGUACCUCACGCCCUCGGACCGCAUUUGUCUACCCGUGCCUCUAUUUCACAGCUUCGGAAUAGUCAUUGGAGUCACUACUGCCCUUGUUCAUGGCGCGUCCGUAGUGCUAUGUGACAACAAGUUCAAUGUCAAGGCCACUCUGGAAAGUAUAGGUCGGUAUAAGUGUACUGGCCUAUACGGUGUGACCACCAUGUUCAUCGCCGAGAUGAACUACCCAGACUUCGCGGCCUAUGACCUCUCGACCCUGCGUUUCGCCAUCCUCUCAGGCUCUGCCGUGCCCGAGGCGCUGGUUCGAAAGGUAUGGGCUUCCAUAGGAAUUACACAAACGCACACCAAUUGGGGAAUGACAGAGGCAGGGUCUAUCGUCACCAUGACCCGUGACACUGACACACUACAUCAACGAAUGUACACAUCAGGCCGACUAUUUCCUGGAUUCUCGGCUAAGAUCGUCGACCCAGCUACAAAUCUUGUCGUGCCACGAGGCGAGAGAGGAGAGAUCGUCCUUCGCGGGCCCGGCAUUCAAACCAACUACUUCUCUAACCCCAGCAAAACGGCGGAGGCCCACGUGAAAUCGCCCGAGGAUGGUCUCGAAUGGUUCCAUACCGGUGAUCAAGGCAUUAUCGACGAUCAAGGAUUCUUCACCAUCACAGGCCGCAUCAAGGACAUGAUCAUUCGAGGAGGAGAAAACAUCAGUCCCGUGGAAAUUGAGGCUCGCUUGGCGGCACAUCCCGCAGUCGCACAAAGUUCGGUGGUCGGCGUGCCCGACGAGAAAUAUGGAGAGCAAAUCUGUGCAUUUCUUGAGCCCCGGGCGGAAUCUGUGUUGCCCUCGGAUGACGAAGUCAGAGCUUGGGUUAGACAAACCUUGGCUCAUUUCAAGGCACCGAGAUACUUGGUCUGGCUAGGGACCCACUCCAAGUUUCGAGCCUGGCCCAAGACCGGGACGGGGAAGUUGAGGAAACCUGAUCUGAGAAGGAUUGCUCAAAGCAUAUUGAGCGAGGCCAGUGCCCUGCCAGACGACCGUGGGACACUCAGUUCUAGGCUGUAA